AUCACUUGUCAUUGGUAUAUCCAACUCGUAAUGUUCUCUUCUCCUUCCCAAGGGCCGGCCCGGAGAAGGCAAGGCGAUGGAUCUGUCCGUCUUUCACGCGCAAGUACGCCUUCUAUGGCCGGAAGAUCAAAUACUUCAAGGGUUGGAGGACAAGCAACGCCUUCAACAGCUUUUGGCAAAGGCAAGACGGGAAGCAGCUUUGGCGGAAAUGCAGGUCAACGUAAGAGAGACUCGAUGCGUUACAUUGGAUCUGCUUUGAGAGAUUCUUCAUACGCAGCACCCUCUUCGAUUGGUGAUGAGUCAUUUGAUAGCACAAUAAAUGGUGACUCAAUACGGAAAAGAGAAAAAACAAGAGCAGGCGGAUUAACUGAAGGAACAAUCUUAUCACGAGAUGACAAUCAUUCUGUUUCCGUUUUUUCUCGAAUGCCAAAUGACGUUAGUACAGCUUUAAACUCUGCAAGCCCAUACGAUCUGGUUUCGGGUUCUCUUGAUACUGCCACAAAUCAUGCAUUCAUUGUCACCAAGAACAAUUACUUUAUCUGGAGCUACUCAAUGCGUAGCUAUGAGACGCCAACUUGCUUUGCCCAUUCGAUAGCAUCAGCAUACGCCUCCAGUCAGCAAACAAUAUUACCUUCUUGUGAUUUCGUGCCUAAAGGCAGAGACCGACAGCCUGGAUUCCUACUAAUCACGCCAGGAGGUGAUGUCUUUUACAGCGACAAUGUGAGCAGCUCUUUUGCUCAGGUACAAGACAAAAGGCAACAGUACUCGAUUGCUUUGGGAAUGGGUGAAUCUGUCAAUUCGCUACAUCGAUGCAAGCCUACUUUGUUCGUCGCUUCAACAACCCAUUCCCGAUUGAUCUGUAUCCGCCUGAUCGCGUCCGGUGGUAUGCUUCAGCCUGUGGUGACCUUGUUCGCUCAGCCCAGAGGAAUAUUUGGACGCUUGUUUGGAGCAGCAGCGAAUCUUGCAAGUACAAGUGCAGGCAUUGUUGGACUUGCUUCUUGGUCAUCAAACGAGACCGAGAGCACAAGUGACGUCUACGCAAUCACACAACAAACACUGCAAAAGUGGUCUCUUGUUGAUGGAAGGGGAGAAAAGAUGAUAUUCGAUGAAGAUGUGCGACCACUUUUGAUCGAACGUGAUGAACGAAUUGCUGACGGCAGUCAAUCAGCAGAAAGCCUUAAAUUGGUGGAUGUAGCAGUGACGAAAGAUGGCCGAUCAAUCAUCUUGUACUCUUUCCCUUUGAUCGAGGGUGGAGCGCUGCAUUACGGUUAUGCAACCCUGCAAGGUAGAGGAAGCGAGCUUGUCGUACAAGGUAUUACUUCUCUACGCUACAGUAGACUUGCCGACACGAGAUCAAGUGAUUUCCCUCGUUUGCUCAUACCAAAUGGAGGCCCAGUAGUUUACGUCGUUUUCACAGAGGCGGUGAUCUUCAGGCUUUUGGAGAGUGAUGGCUUGGAAGAAAGUAUCGAAUUGCGUGAUGUUUCUUCCAAUCGCAUAAUCGGUACAGGAGAACCUGCAUAUCAUGAGCCUCGAGAUGACGCCGCACCAGCAUCGAUUUCCGUCUUCACCCAACGCAGCGGUACCUUGCUUAUUUCCGUCGAUGUUGUGGCAGCAAAGGGCUUAUCAGACUUGAUCGCAUCCGGUGAAGAUCGAAAUGUUGUCGACACACACAGACUAAAGACUAAGCUUGAAAGAGGCGUUUUUCAUAGUGACAAUGCCGCAAAUCCCAUCUCGUUCGAUUUACCAUUGGAUAUGCGAGGCGAUCUGAUUGCGGCGGCUGAACAGCUCAGCGAUGACAUCGUUCGCUCUGAAUCUCCAAGUCUUAUCAAUACUCUUGAUACAAAGCUACAGCUUGCCAAUCGUUUGGAGCGUUUGCAUUCAUUGGCAGCAUUUUUAUCAUUGAACGGUAUGAUGGGGCUCAUGACGCAAAACUCUCUUAGACGACUUUGUGCUGAUGCUCAACUGAUCGCAUCGGCGAUCGAUCUAUGGAAUUAUGUCGAUGAAUUGAUGAGCACGCCGAUUAGGUUGCAAAAUGUUGGCAAUCCUUUUGGAGAUGCAGUGAAAGAUAUCUGUCAAGAUGCUGAGGAUGAUGAUGUUUUACGUCAUUUCUUCCGCUUUGAGCUGAGAGAGCUUAAUGCGGUUCUGAAUCGUGUGCACGAACUUGCCCAGCAAUCGGCAUCUCAAGGUAUCUCUCGUCUUUCCGCAACUGUGUGCGAGACCAAUCGUAUCCUUCUGACUACCUAUCAAGCUGCAUCGCGAUACCAACAUGAAACGGCAAGUUUGUAUGGUUUGGACCUUUCCAGCAUUGCGUUCGAAGCAUGGACCUGCACUGGAAAUAAUGUAAAGAUUUUGCGAGAAUCUUUGUCAGGCACAGUCUCAUUGAUUCAAGACAGAACACGUCAAUUGGGAAACACGAUCGAUCAGGAGAUCAGAGAAUUGUCUCUAGAAACACUCACUGCAGAAGAGUAUGAGAAGCAUCUCCAAUCUACAUUGAAAGGACAAUUGUACGAAUUGGCUUCGUACACCUUGGACGCUUACAAGGAAAGACUGUCUUAUCUUCGAUUGGCAGGAUCAAGUCAUCCAUCUCUCGAGCGCGAAUAUGCUACUUUGCAGGAGGAGUACAACGCUGAAAGACGCAAUUUCCUCCUCCCUCUCAGGUCAAUCGGCCGUGGUGAUCGCGCUUUCAAUCUUGCCGAACAACAUAAAGAUUUCGAGACGUUGACAGAAUUGUGUUGCAGCUUGUCAAAAGAGCAAAGAGUUGCACGUAUAAGAUUCUAUCUCAAUAAAUAUGGGCAAGCGUUUGCAGGAGCUCUAUAUACCUAUUACGCACAAAAUGAUGAGAUGCAAACACUUUUAGCUCAAGAUGAUAGCUUCAACGGUCUCUUGAGAGAAUUCUUGGAUGCAAAUCCCAGCUUGAAUCGCGUGACUUGGCUGCACGAUUUUGCUUUGUCAGAUUUCUCUCGUGCUACAGUACGAUUGGCAAAUGAAGCCAAUAAUGAAAAGCAAAGUGUAUCGAGCAAGAGGUUGAUUUUAAGCUUGGCAAAAUUGAGUCAAGCAAGUCAUUUGGUCGAAGGACAAAUCGCUUCCCAAUCUGAACAAAGCGCGAUCGAACAAUUUGACGAUCAGAUCGAUUUAGUGAACAUUCAUGAUAGGAUCAAGAACAAUCUACGCAAAAAGGCAAAUGAAGCAGAAGGAGAAAUUCUUUCCCCAGAUGAUUUAUUGGCAUUUGCAGAGGAUGCGGUGCUGGCUUUAUCUUCAAUGAGACCCGCAUUUGGUAAAUUAUACCUUCAUCUUGCCAAAGACCUUUUCGAUGGCCGGGUGCUUUCGGUUGAGGAUUUGAUCGAUUUAUUGACAUUACACGAUGCGAAUGAAGAUAGCAAUUCCGACUUUAUCUUGGCGAUUGAAGCAUUCAUUCGAGCACGCGAUCUUCCACCAGCUAGAGCUCAAUCUGCUUUGACCAGCUUGUGGAGACGAAUUAUCUUGUUCGAUGAUUGGAAAACGGUCACACAAACAAAGGAUACAGCAGAUGCUGUACUGGAAGCUCGCUUGCGCAACACGGCUCUUUAUCAUGCUCUUCGUGCAUGUGCAGAUACAGAAAGUACUUCGGCUGCCGUCUUGGAACCUGUUCAAACGAUUGUUCAGCCUUCUCUAGAAGCAAUUCAAGCUCGUUUGAGUAACACUUAUGAUGUCCAAAUCGAGGAUCAAGUCACAGUUGAUGAAUUGGCACAAGAUAGCCAAGCAGAGAUUGCCGAAUUGGAAGAGCUUAUGAGCACGGUGGAUUUAUCGGUUUGGUUCAAUGAAGUGAAACGAUUGGUGGUAGAAUCUUUGGGCGAUCAAGAACAAGGAGAUGAUAUCGAUUUCGCCGCUCUUAGUAAUGUAGGAAGUCAAGAAAUGAUCAUGUAAGAAUAGCUGUUAUAACAAUUAUAUUCCAUUUUUUGC
Meira miltonrushii is the source of this 3939-nucleotide messenger RNA. RefSeq lists its product as uncharacterized. The transcript has a single exon. Bases 31 to 3903 code for a protein of 1290 amino acids. Gene Ontology annotation, cellular component: nuclear pore outer ring. Lineage: Eukaryota; Fungi; Basidiomycota; Exobasidiomycetes; Exobasidiales; Brachybasidiaceae. Gene Ontology annotation, molecular function: structural constituent of nuclear pore; protein binding. The record is from RefSeq and is a predicted model, not a curated record. Gene Ontology annotation, biological process: protein import into nucleus; poly(A)+ mRNA export from nucleus; transcription-dependent tethering of RNA polymerase II gene DNA at nuclear periphery.